This is a messenger RNA of Haliaeetus leucocephalus (bald eagle), 363 nucleotides long. RefSeq names its product basic helix-loop-helix family, member e41 (gene BHLHE41). Gene Ontology annotation, molecular function: RNA polymerase II cis-regulatory region sequence-specific DNA binding; protein dimerization activity; DNA-binding transcription factor activity, RNA polymerase II-specific. Gene Ontology annotation, cellular component: nucleus. NCBI's taxonomy places the organism in Eukaryota, Metazoa, Chordata, Aves, Accipitriformes, Accipitridae. Bases 106 to 363 code for a protein of 85 amino acids. The transcript is spliced from 4 exons. Gene Ontology annotation, biological process: anterior/posterior pattern specification; regulation of transcription by RNA polymerase II; regulation of neurogenesis. The record is from RefSeq and is a predicted model, not a curated record.
CGGGGGCUGCAUGUGCGCAGCGUCGCUCGCGGAUCUCCAAAGAGUGAUCUCAGCAUCCCGCAGGCUCGGUCAAAAGCAGCGACGAAACGUCAGCCGCUGCCAGACAUGGAUGAAGGAAUCUCCCGCUUGCCGGAGAGGCAGCUACUGGAGCACAGGGAUUUUAUAGGGCUGGACUACCCUUCCCUGUAUAUGUGCAAGCCCAAAAGAGGCGUGAAGAGGGACGAGAGCAAGGAAACGUACAAACUGCCGCACAGACUGAUAGAAAAGAAGAGGCGAGACAGGAUUAACGAAUGCAUUGCCCAGCUGAAGGAUUUACUGCCCGAGCAUCUGAAAUUGACGUCCUUGGGACAUAUGUGUUACUGA